Funneliformis caledonium is the source of this 752-nucleotide messenger RNA. Lineage: Eukaryota; Fungi; Glomeromycota; Glomeromycetes; Glomerales; Glomeraceae. The record is from the annotation of a GenBank genome assembly.
CUAGAAUUGUUGAAGGACUUUUGGAUCAAUAUAUCUUUAGUUCUAUACACGAACCACUUUUUCUUAUAUUAUCUUUACUUAAUGAUGAUGAUGCAAUCGAUAUUGGCAAAAUUAUGAAUCUAUUUGAUAAUGAAUAUAUCUGUCUGCAUUCAUAUUUUCGAAUAAGUAUUAGUGAUAUUGAUGGAUAUGUAAAAAUAUUGGAAUAUUAUUACACAUAUUUUUCAGAAAAAUUAGAAUCAAACAUGAUGACAGAAAAGGAGAUAGCUGUUUAUAACGUGAAUAUCGAGAAAAUUAUGAAAGAUAUCAAAUGCAGAAUUUUUUCCAGUUCAAAGGAUGAUGUGGUUGAUCUUAACAAAAGAUCAAUAACAUAUCAGAAACUUAGUUUAAUGAGAGUUAUAAACCUGAUUCUAAUAGAACAAACUGAGGAAUACCUUAUUCAGUUACUUUAUGUAUGGGAUGUGAAUUUCUCUCUUAGUUUUCUAGAUGUUGAAGUUGACUUACCUCAAGAAGAUAUCAAAUUGUAUAAGUUACUACAUCAAUACCCAAUCACUAAAACUUACGAGAAUAAUCAAGUGAAAUAUGCAAAUAUAACAGAAGUAAGAAAAGGUUAUAUUAGCCUUGAUUUAUUGAAGAAUAUUAAUAUCAAAAGUUAUAUUGGUUGUGUUUUUAUUAAUACUUUUGGGACUCCCUUUGAUGCCUUUGGAUUUCUUAAUAAAAAUUCUGAGUUUGCAGAUGAAAUUUGCGUAGCUUAA